Suillus plorans is the source of this 687-nucleotide messenger RNA. RefSeq lists its product as uncharacterized. NCBI's taxonomy places the organism in Eukaryota, Fungi, Basidiomycota, Agaricomycetes, Boletales, Suillaceae. The coding region runs from base 1 to 687 and encodes 228 amino acids. The record is from RefSeq and is a predicted model, not a curated record. The transcript is spliced from 5 exons.
AUGACGACUUUCCUCUCUACUCAUAUCGACCCAAGCGCACGUCCAUUUGUUUUCGGGGAAGUGUUUGACGUCCCUCGACUCAGUCAAGCCAUUGGGAUCCACUUGCUUCAAUGGCAUGAAGUCAAGGAUCCAGAAAGUCAGGUUGUCGAUGAUCUUGGUUGUUGGACCUUCUGGGAAACCUCCCUCCCUGAACCUGCUCAAGCUCGGCGAGACGACUUCGAACAUCCCUCUUCGGUGAUUGAAUGCAUGGACACGUACCCCAGCUUGGGUCGAGCUGACAUCUCCUUAGCGUACACCACAAUCAUGCAUCUUUUUGGUCCCUCGCAUCACUCGGGUUUCCGGAAACUCGCUCGAAAAGCGGAAUUAUCAUUCACGAAUCGUCCUUCUCCUCAGCACCAGGUUUUCCUUCCCCCAGGCGAUCACGUAUUAUGCUUCAAUUUCCUUUACUACAUAAGCGCUCAUCAUACAUGGGAAUGGGAAUUAGACUAUUCUCCUGCAUGGGGAUUUUGCUUCGCCCCGUUGUCUGUUAUUGCGCGCAGGGUAUCCGAGGUGCAAGAAGAGCUUCGGACACGAAAAGGGAUUAAGGCCACGCAUGUUAUCAUGACGAGCGACGAAAACAACCCGGAAUGGUGGUCAGAUGUUGGGACGUUGAGGUGGAUGUGGGCAGAUUAUGCAGCGGAGCGUUAG